AUGGUCCCUUUUGGAUUGAAUAUUUGGCGGUGGUAUGAUGGAUCACCACUGAAUUAUACAAACUGGCGAGAUGGGGAACCUAAUAAGUGUUGUGGUCUCGAUGUUUCUUGCGUUCUUGUUAAUUAUCAUAAAAGUGAUGGUAAAUGGGACGAUGCUGGUUGUAACGAAAUUUGGCGCAACAAUCAGCAUUUUGUUUGCAAGCAAUCUGCAACAUAUAAAUAUGAAUUUUAA
Molecule: messenger RNA, 231 nt
Organism: Dracunculus medinensis (Guinea worm)
Lineage: Eukaryota; Metazoa; Nematoda; Chromadorea; Rhabditida; Dracunculidae
Source: the annotation of a GenBank genome assembly